Messenger RNA from Closterium sp. Naga37s-1, 2557 nucleotides. The record is from the annotation of a GenBank genome assembly. NCBI's taxonomy places the organism in Eukaryota, Viridiplantae, Streptophyta, Zygnematophyceae, Desmidiales, Closteriaceae.
UGGGGCGACUACCUGCAGUGGGGCGACUACCUGCAGUGGGGCGACUACCUGCAGUGGGGCGACUACCUGCAGUGGGGCGACUAACUGCAGUGGGGCGACUACCUGCAGUGGGGCGACUACCUGCAGUGGGGCGACUACCUGCAGUGGGGCGACUACCUGCAGUGGGGCGACUAACUGCAGUGGGGCGACUACCUGCAGUGGGGCGACUACCUGCAGUGGGGCGACUAACUGCAGUGGGGCGACUACCUGCAGUGGGGCGACUACCUGCAGUGGGGCGACUAACUGCAGUGGGGCGACUACCUGCAGUGGGGCGACUACCUGCAGUGGGGCGACUACCUGCAGUGGGGCGACUACCUGCAGUGGGGCGACUACCUGCAGUGGGGCGACUACCUGCAGUGGGGCGACUAACUGCAGUGGGGCGACUACCUGCAGUGGGGCGACUACCUGCAGUGGGGCGACUACCUGCAGUGGGGCGACUACCUGCAGUGGGGCGACUAACUGCAGUGGGGCGACUACCUGCAGUGGGGCGACUACCUGCAGUGGGGCGACUACCUGCAGUGGGGCGACUACCUGCAGUGGGGCGACUAACUGCAGUGGGGCGACUACCUGCAGUGGGGCGACUACCUGCAGUGGGGCGACUACCUGCAGUGGGGCGACUACCUGCAGUGGGGCGACUACCUGCAGUGGGGCGACUACCUGCAGUGGGGCGACUAACUGCAGUGGGGCGACUACCUGCAGUGGGGCGACUACCUGCAGUGGGGCGACUAACUGCAGUGGGGCGACUACCUGCAGUGGGGCGACUACCUGCAGUGGGGCGACUAACUGCAGUGGGGCGACUACCUGCAGUGGGGCGACUACCUGCAGUGGGGCGACUACCUGCAGUGGGGCGACUAACUGCAGUGGGGCGACUACCUACAGUGGGGCGACUACCUGCAGUGGGGCGACUACCUGCAGUGGGGCGACUACCUGCAGUGGGGCGACUACCUGCAGUGGGGCGACUACCUGCAGUGGGGCGACUACCUGCAGUGGGGCGACUACCUGCAGUGGGGCGACUACCUGCAGUGGGGCGACUAACUGCAGUGGGGCGACUACCUGCAGUGGGGCGACUACCUGCAGUGGGGCGACUACCUGCAGUGGGGCGACUACCUGCAGUGGGGCGACUACCUGCAGUGGGGCGACUACCUGCAGUGGGGCGACUACCUGCAGUGGGGCGACUACCUGCAGUGGGGCGACUACCUGCAGUGGGGCGACUACCUGCAGUGGGGCGACUAACUGCAGUGGGGCGACUACCUGCAGUGGGGCGACUACCUGCAGUGGGGCGACUACCUGCAGUGGGGCGACUACCUGCAGUGGGGCGACUACCUGCAGUGGGGCGACUACCUGCAGUGGGGCGACUACCUGCAGUGGGGCGACUACCUGCAGUGGGGCGACUAACUGCAGUGGGGCGACUACCUGCAGUGGGGCGACUACCUGCAGUGGGGCGACUAACUGCAGUGGGGCGACUACCUGCAGUGGGGCGACUACCUGCAGUGGGGCGACCACCUGCAGUGGGGCGACUACCUGCAGUGGGGCGACUACCUGCAGUGGGGCGACUACCUGCAGUGGGGCGACUACCUGCAGUGGGGCGACUACCUGCAGUGGGGCGACUAACUGCAGUGGGGCGACUACCUGCAGUGGGGCGACUACCUGCAGUGGGGCGACUACCUGCAGUGGGGCGACUAACUGCAGUGGGGCGACUACCUACAGUGGGGCGACUACCUGCAGUGGGGCGACUACCUGCAGUGGGGCGACUACCUGCAGUGGGGCGACUACCUGCAGUGGGGCGACUACCUGCAGUGGGGCGACUACCUGCAGUGGGGCGACUACCUGCAGUGGGGCGACUAACUGCAGUGGGGCGACUACCUGCAGUGGGGCGACUACCUGCAGUGGGGCGACUACCUGCAGUGGGGCGACCACCUGCAGUGGGGCGACUACCUGCAGUGGGGCGACUACCUGCAGUGGGGCGACUACCUGCAGUGGGGCGACUAACUGCAGUGGGGCGACUACCUGCAGUGGGGCGACUACCUGCAGUGGGGCGACUACCUGCAGUGGGGCGACUACCUGCAGUGGGGCGACUACCUGCAGUGGGGCGACUACCUGCAGUGGGGCGACUAACUGCAGUGGGGCGACUACCUGCAGUGGGGCGACUACCUGCAGUGGGGCGACUAACUGCAGUGGGGCGACUACCUGCAGUGGGGCGACUACCUGCAGUGGGGCGACUACCUGCAGUGGGGCGACUACCUGCAGUGGGGCGACUACCUGCAGUGGGGCGACUACCUGCAGUGGGGCGACUACCUGCAGUGGGGCGACUACCUGCAGUGGGGCGACUACCUGCAGUGGGGCGACUACCUGCAGUGGGGCGACUAACUGCAGUGGGGCGACUACCUGCAGUGGGGCGACUACCUGCAGUGGGGCGACUACAUGCAGUGGGGCGACUACCUGCAGUGGGGCGACAAACGGGCACCUCUCUUCCCUCACACGCACCUCUCCUCCCCCGCUCGCACCUCUCGGCCAAUGA